Messenger RNA from Gossypium arboreum, 2050 nucleotides. Its product is annotated as indole-3-acetic acid-amido synthetase GH3.10-like. The record is from RefSeq and is a predicted model, not a curated record. Bases 74 to 1876 code for a protein of 600 amino acids. Gene Ontology annotation, cellular component: cytoplasm. The transcript has 4 exons. Gene Ontology annotation, molecular function: acid-amino acid ligase activity. Lineage: Eukaryota; Viridiplantae; Streptophyta; Magnoliopsida; Malvales; Malvaceae.
CCAUAGCACCCAACAUUUUCAUUUUACUUGCUACCUUUCUUUUCGUUUUGUUUCGUUUCUUUUCUGUCCCUUUAUGGAAGCUGAAGCUAGCAAUGGCAAUGGCAAUGGCAAUGGUUGCUCCAAUGAUCACGACAUUAUCCGCUGGUUCGACACCAUAUCGACCAACGUCGCCACAGUUCAAAGAGAAACCCUUCGCCAGAUCCUCGAGUUGAACCGCGGCGUCGAGUACUUAAAGAAAUGGUUCGGGGACAAGGAUUUGGAUAUUCGAGAGAUGGAUGCAUGUGAAAUGGAAUCGCUUUACACUUGUUUGGUACCUUUAGUUUCCCAUGAAGAUUUAGAGCCUUUUAUUCAACGAAUUGCAGAUGGGGACACUUCUCCUAUUCUUACCCAACAUCCUAUUACGACACUGUCUCUAAGCUCCGGUACCACCGAAGGUCGACAAAAGUUCAUACCAUUUACCCGUCAUAGCUCGAAGACAACUUUGCAGAUCUUCCGAUUAGCAGCAGCAUAUAGAUCAAGGGUGUACCCAACACGAAGCAAAGGAAGGAUCUUAGAGUUCAUAUACAGUAGCAAAAGGUUCAAAACAAGAGGAGGACUAAUGGCUGGAACGGCAACAACACACUAUUUUGCCAGUGAAGAAUUCAGAAUCAAACAAGAGAAAACAAAGCUGUUCACUUGUAGUCCCCACGAGGUGAUCUCGAAUGGGGACUACAAACAAACAACGUAUUGUCACCUCUUACUCGGCCUCUUCUUUCAGAAAGAGGUUGAGUGCAUUACCUCGACUUUCGCUUACAGUAUCGUCCAAGCGUUCUCCUCGUUCGAAGAACAGUGGGAAGAUAUAUGCAAAGACAUCAAAGAAGGCAAUGUUAGCUCGAAAAUAACGUGGCCGAAGAUGCGGAAAGCCGUGUUGGACAUAAUCGAACCGAACCCAAUUUUAGCCUCGAGGAUUGAAGCUAUUUGCGAGGGUUUACAAGGCUCGGAUUGGUUCGGUUUGGUACCUAAACUUUGGCCCAAUGCUAAAUACGUUUACUCUAUAAUGACCGGAUCCAUGCAACAUUACUUGAAGAAACUAAGGCAUUAUUGUGGUUCGUUGCCAUUGGUGAGUGCCGAAUACGGGUCGACGGAGAGUUGGAUCGGGGUGAAUUUGGAUCCAUCUUUGGAACCCGAAAAGGUCACUUUUGCUGUAAUGCCCACAUUUUCGUAUUUCGAGUUUAUUCCUCUUUACAGACAAGAUCAAUAUUCGGGUUCUGGUAGUGUUGAUUUCAUUGAAGAUGACCCGGUUCCACUUUCCCAAGUCAAGGUUGGACAAGAAUACGAGAUUGUUCUCACUACUUUUACUGGGCUUUACAGAUAUAGACUCGGAGACGUGGUAGAAGUGAGCGGAUUUCACAACGAAACCCCAAAACUGAAAUUCAUAUGUAGGAGAAAGCUAUUACUAGUCGUUAACAUCGACAAAAACACCGAGAAAGACCUUCAAUUAGUGGUCGAAAAAGGUUCCCAAUUGCUGAGCAAACACCGAGCCGAGCUAGUCGAUUUCACGAGCCAUGCUAAACUAACGCAUCAACCGGGCCACUACGUGAUCUAUUGGGAGAUCAAAGGCAAAGUUGAGGAACGGGUCCUCUGCGAGUGUUGUCGGGAAAUGGAUGCCUCAUUUGUCGACCCCGGCUACGUCGUGUCAAGACGGACCAACUCGAUCGGACCAUUGGAGCUUUGUAUCGUCGAAAGAGGUACUUUUAAGAGGAUUUUGGAUUAUUUCAUAGGGAAUGGGGCAGCACUCAGCCAAUUUAAGACACCAAGGUGCACUAAUGACCGGACAUUACUUAAAAUCCUUGAUCUUUACACUGUUAAGAGGUUUAGAAGCACAGCUUAUGGUUAAAACCGUUAAGUAGAAUAUAACAACAACAAACAAGUUUUAUGUUUAUUUUAUUGCAAUCUUAGAAUCCAAUGUCCAUUUAUGCUAACGCAGGAAUUUGUAUUGAUGGGGGACUUUUGAAAAGAUAAUUUAAUAUAUUCACUCUCAACUAAUAAAGUGAUAUCCAAUUAAUCUAAA